Aspergillus niger is the source of this 456-nucleotide messenger RNA. RefSeq lists its product as hypothetical. The record is from RefSeq and is a predicted model, not a curated record. The coding region runs from base 1 to 456 and encodes 151 amino acids. NCBI's taxonomy places the organism in Eukaryota, Fungi, Ascomycota, Eurotiomycetes, Eurotiales, Aspergillaceae. The transcript is spliced from 4 exons.
AUGGAACGCAGUGAUAGGCUGGCUAUAUGUGAGGUUCUACUGUCUAGUGUCUGGUCUAGACUAGUGGGCGUUGGGAGGCCCAUCGGUAACAUAUUUGAAAUUGCUUAUCUCCGAGCUGGGGUAUCGCCAUCUCCGAAUCCUGGGACCGGAAGAGCAUGCCGAACCGCUCGUGCUUGUGGUGUCAACGUUCCAAUGGAGCAGUUUGCAUGUUGCCUGAGCGGCAAGCCGGAUCAGAUAACUUUACCCACACAUGCUAGCAUGGGACUGUCCGUGGUGAUUGUCGUCGGAGAAGACGAGUCCAUGGGAUUCAUAUGGUGCGAUGUCCGUCUCAGCACCCAUAUACUUACUAGCUGUCAUCACGCCACGCGGCCAUAUUAUCUAGACUUGCGUUUGCCCACGUCAGACCUCGGCUUAAGAUUUAUUAUAUAUCAUCUACUACUUAUUAUACAAAACUAA